GACAGCUACGUCGAGUCAUUUGGCGCAACGUGGACUCUGGCAGUCUAACUAGCUGAGUAACUUGGAAUACACACCAUGGGAUUAUUAUUAAUGCUAUAAGGGAUACGUUUUGGUGUCGGCAAGUUACUUGCUGUUUCUUUUCAUUAUAUGUUGUCUGGUAGUGUUAAUAUUAAAGGGGCUCUUGUCUGCGGAGUUCUCGGCUUGAUGCGAAAAAUGUUUGGUAAGUGUAACAACUAGUUGUCGUACGGUUGUUAUUUCUGGUAAAAUACGGUACUAAAAGUGUGCACGUUUUGUCGCAGGUACAGGGUGGUGUCGUGUAAUAAACACUGAAGUUAAUGUAGCUUGUUAAUGUAGUAAAUAGGACGCAAAUAUACUUUAUGUAGGUUAGAUAAUUGUUAGUUGAAGGUGAAUAUCGCCGUUUGGCGCACGCGUUUCAGCGGAACUGUCCAGGGUGCUGAGGUGACGACAUGACACAUUUAUCAGGAUUAGGUUUUUGGACAUGUCACCAUGGUAUCGGCACCAUGUGACACCACGAGUCAAAGUCGGUCACGUGUGAGCUAAACAAACCUGUGAAAUCCUUUUCUAGCCCCCAGUGACAGGUACAGUAUAAUCGUUGGCCUGUCUGUUGUGCGUCAGAUGUGAGUAGCACUUAAAACAACAGAUAUAAACACUUCAGAUAGCAUGAGUACGUUUCUGUAUUUGUGUACUUGAUGUGUUAUUUAUUUGACAAACUGCUUCAAGGCUUAGACAGGUGAGAGCGAAGCAACAUGGGUAGGAAUGGAUCAAAGUGUGACUCCAGGAAGCCAAACAGUCAGCUAUCAUGCCACAAAGCAACCUGUAUCGACGACUCCGCUUGGAGCUGAGCCCCUGGUGGAGUGUGUGUGAAAGUGGACCCCAACAGCCUCCAUGGCUCACUUGUCAGACCCGUCUCGCACGGAGAAUGCCCGUGGGACCCGAAGGGGGUCACACACGGCUACACGCAACCUCCUGCGAAAGAAGGAGCAGCGCCGGCGUGGAAUCCGAUCCUCCUCACCCAUGGGACGGGUCAUCCUCAUCAACUCUCCAGUGGAUGGUGGGGAUGAAAGUGAAGACCUCCAUACGAUCACAGUGGAUAAGAGUGUGGAUGGAAAGCUUGGCUUCAGUGUGCGUGGAGGCUCAGAACAUGGACUCAGUAUCUUUGUCAGUAAGGUGGAAGACAACAGUACCGCAGAGGAAGCAGGGCUGCUUGUAGGUGAUAAACUGGUGGAGGUUAAUGGCAUUAGCCUGGAGAGCAUCACCAUGAGCAGCGCUGUGAAGGUCCUUACAGGAAACAACAGGUUGAGGAUGGUGGUGAGACGUGUUGGUAAAGUCCCCGGCAUCCGCUACUCGAAGGAGAAGACUACCUGGGUGGAUUUGAUACACAGGCGUAUGGUGGUGGAGGAGAGUGGACAGACCCCUUCAGAGGCAAGCUCAGGUGGUGCCCUCCAAAGGAUCGUCCACCUUUACACCACCUCUGAUGAUUACUGCCUGGGCUUCAACAUUCGUGGGGGAAAGGAGUUUGGUUUGGGCAUCUAUGUAUCCAAACUGGAUCCUGGUGGUCUGGCUGAACAGAAUGGAAUAAAGAUGGGGGACCAGAUCCUGGCCGCCAAUGGAGUGAGCUUUGAGGACAUUAGCCACAGUAGUGCUGUGGAGGUGCUGAAGAGCCACACACACGUCAUGCUGACCAUCAAGGAAACGGGACGAUACCCUGCUUAUAAGGAGAUGAUCGCACAGUACAGUUGGCUCAACACGUUGGCCAAUGGUACUCAGAAGUCUUCCUCCCAGGGUUCAGACUCGAACUCGUCAGCUUCCUCUCUGUCGUCUGGGACUCCUGUCAGCUCUCUGAGCGGCCUGUCUCAGGUCAUGUUCCCCCCCUGCCUCUCGCUGGGCUCAGAUAUGGUGGACGUUUGCAUCUCCACAGAGGACAUAAGGUCUGAGUAUGAGCGAACUGAGACCGCCAUCCAGACGGACCUUCCUUCUCAGAGGACGUGUACAGACAGCACUCAUAGUCUGGGACCUACCACUCUGCUCAAAGACACGGUGAUUCGUGCGGAGGAGGGCAGGGGGAGGAAAGAGUCGCCCAAGACAGCCAUGCUGCUGGCUCUCAGCAGACCAAGCCGACCAAUCAGCAGGUCGCAGAGCCAAGUCACUGUGGCAGAAAUCAAACAAAAGAAAGAGAAGAAGCAGAAAGGGAAGGAUCCAGAGAAGAGCACCGUGCAGCGCUCAAAAACCUUCGUCAACUUGCUCUUCAAAGGUGGACGCAAGAGAGACACUUCCAGGGGGCGGUCCAAGUCCCCGUACACAGACAAGGCCAAUAAAGAGGGACGACAGCACAGCGCGACACCAAAUUCAGAGAUGCUCAGGGUGGUGGAGGACAUGGCCCUCAGGCUGCUGACUGAGGAGGAGGUGGCUGCAGUGAUGAAGACGUGCCGACAGUACAUAGCAGAGCCGUCAGUGGAGAAGUUGAUACGCCACCUGCUGGCUGUGCUGGACCGACCAGAGAAGCUGCUGCUGCUGCGAGAAGUCAGAAUGCUGCUUCCUCCCUCUGACCUGAUUGUAUUCAAUAACAUGGUAACCCCUGUUGAAGUUGAAGCCUACGACAUCCUCAAGUAUCGUUCAAUUCGAGCUCCUCUUCGCUCUCCCACCUCUGGUCGAAAACCCAAACGGCGCCUUAUCACUCCCAUCCCAGAUUACCAGGGAGGCUUUGAGCUCCACAGUGCUGAUGAGGUGGAGAAGGAGAGCCACCUACUGGAGAAGCUGGAGAAGUUCAGUUUGUCUGGCCCCCGGGGGUCCAGGGAGAGGCUCCACACAUUCAGAUCCUUCAGUCCGCUGUUGGACAUACCGGUGGACAGAUACACAGAGUCCAGAGAUCUCAGACCCCCUUCUGCAAGCCCCAAACUCCCCAACUGGCUGCUGGCCCGCAACGAGAAUUCCCACCCUCCUCUCCGGACAGACAUCAGCACGAUUCGCUCCGUCCACUUUGACGAGGAUUCGCUGCGCUCAACUUCAGACAAGUCAGACACAGAAAGAGGAAGGUCCCCGUACAGAAACAGCCACUCUAAAGACAAAAAGGAGAAAAGUGGAGAAAGGAGUAAAAAAACACUGUUCACGGUGCAGAGCGCUGCUCACAGGAGUCGGCCAUUGUUGUCACAGGUGUUCAGUUCAAGUCUUGAUCAACAAGUGGAGAUGGUACAGAUGAACGGACAUCAGACUCCCUCUGAGAAUGGACACAAAGGCUCCAACCCUGAACAGGAGUACGAGCUCAAAACCGUCAGCAUCUCCAAGACCAAACAGUCAUUGGGCAUUAGUAUAUCUGGCGGGAUAGAGUCAAAGAUUCAGCCGGUGGUGAAGAUCGAGAAGAUCUUUCCUGGAGGAGCAGCCUCAACCUGUGACGUGCUCAAGACUGGAUUCGAGUUGGUGUCUGUGGACGGCAUCUCCCUGCAGGGAGUGACGCAUCAGCAUGCUGUCGACAUCAUCCGAAAAGCCUUCAGCAAUAAGGCCAAAGACCCCAUGGUGUUUGUGGUCAAAGUGCCCAGAGACUGAGUCUUGUCAUGAGUUUAGACAAACGCCUUGUGUGAGACACGAAAACUUGAACCCCAUACGACACCGCUCUGAAGUCAGUUUGUCCUCCAGGUCCCUCACCACACCUUCGUAGCCUUCCACUGGACCAGGGGAGCGCCCGCUCUCAGACAGAGG
Monopterus albus (swamp eel) is the source of this 3714-nucleotide messenger RNA. RefSeq names its product PDZ domain-containing protein 7. Gene Ontology annotation, biological process: sensory perception of sound; auditory receptor cell stereocilium organization. Gene Ontology annotation, molecular function: protein binding. The transcript is spliced from 18 exons. Lineage: Eukaryota; Metazoa; Chordata; Actinopteri; Synbranchiformes; Synbranchidae. Gene Ontology annotation, cellular component: stereocilia ankle link complex; cilium; plasma membrane. The record is from RefSeq and is a predicted model, not a curated record. Bases 907 to 3561 code for a protein of 884 amino acids.